UAUUUCCAUCUGGGUUUUUUUGCAUUUUCCAUUCUCCAUACAAUCUCUUCAUCUCACUCUUGUUUUUGCUUACUCUGUCAAGAUAUUUAUCUGCUGCCGUUGAUUUCCUGUUGCGGUUUUUCUUUUUUUUUGGGUAAGGUUCUGUUACUGUCAUUUAUUUGUAGGGGUUUUGAUUUUCUUUUUCUAGGGAGAAUGGAGGAUUCAGGGAAGAAAGUGUUGAUUACCACAAAUGGAGACGAGAUUUCGCACAACAUAGCGCUUCAUCUUGCCAAACAGGGCUGCAGGCUGGUUUUGAUGGGUGACAAGAACAAUUCACACAAUGUCGCCGAGAAACUAACCGGAGCUCUGAACGGUGUGGCCCCGGUGGAGGUGGUUGGAAUAGACAUGGAAGAGGAGAACCAAGAUGCUUUUGACAUGGCUGUGGAUAAGGCAUGCAAGAUGCUUGGAAAUUUGGAUGCUUUUGUGCACUGUUAUUCUUAUGAAGCAGGGGAGAUGCAAGACCCUCUACAGGUAUGUGGAGAUGAGUUCAAAAAGAUAGUGAAGAUAAAUUUCAUGGCUUCAUGGUUUCUGUUAAAGGCUGUGGGGAGAAGAAUGCGCGAGGGUAACUCGGGCGGCUCUAUUGUGUUCUUGACAUCCAUCGUUGGUGCUGAGCGGGGACUUUAUCCGGGAGCUGCUGCAUACGGUUCUUGUUUAGCUGGCGUGCAGCACUUAGUCAAGGCAUCGGCUAUGGAAAUCGGAAAGUACAAGAUCAGAGUGAACGCGAUUGCCCGUGGCUUGCAAUUACAGGAUCCGUAUCCGGUAUCGGUGGGGAAAGAGAGAGCAGAGAAAUUGACAGCAGAUGUCAUACCACGGCAGAGAUGGCUUGAUGCAAAAAACGACCUGGCUUCGACCGUAAUCUAUCUGAUCAGUGAUGGGUCGCGCUACAUGACUGGGACGACUAUAUUUGUGGAUGGGGGACAGUCUAUAACAAGGCCUCGCAUGCGCUCUUAUAUGUAGAGCGAGUCGUUGGAAUUCGUCAUUGGUGUGGAUCAAUGGCUGCUGAUGCUGAGGUCUUUAACCCUUCUAGAUCCUCUUGUAGAUGAAAGGCUAAGAAAAAAUGGUGUAUUGUUAUUGAUUGCUUAAAUUAAAUGAAAUUAAA
Tripterygium wilfordii is the source of this 1138-nucleotide messenger RNA. Its product is annotated as 3-oxoacyl-[acyl-carrier-protein] reductase FabG. The record is from RefSeq and is a predicted model, not a curated record. The transcript is spliced from 4 exons. NCBI's taxonomy places the organism in Eukaryota, Viridiplantae, Streptophyta, Magnoliopsida, Celastrales, Celastraceae. Bases 193 to 996 code for a protein of 267 amino acids.